Lutra lutra (Eurasian river otter) is the source of this 1920-nucleotide messenger RNA. It is a transcript of the gene CFAP95, whose product is annotated as cilia and flagella associated protein 95. The record is from RefSeq and is a predicted model, not a curated record. Lineage: Eukaryota; Metazoa; Chordata; Mammalia; Carnivora; Mustelidae. The transcript is spliced from 6 exons. Gene Ontology annotation, cellular component: plasma membrane. The coding region runs from base 690 to 1091 and encodes 133 amino acids.
UCUAUUGGCCAUUUGGAUGUAUUAUUUGCAGAAAUGUCUGUUCAUGUCUUCUGCCCAUAAGAAAGAUAUUAUUCUAGUUCUAAACCCAGACCCACUGAUCUUAAAUGAUUUCACCUAAGGUCCCAGGUGUAAAAAGGAGGGAGAUAUAGAUACAGAGCCUUCCUAUUUUCAUGUGUCAGGUAUGAUGCUAGAUGUAGCAAAAGGGUGGAUGAGUUCUUCUUGCCACAGAAUUUUGAUAGAGACCUAAACACUAGAAUACUCUCACUAGUUGGUGAAAAACACACAUCUUAAAGCAAGAUGCUAGACCAUCUAGAAAGGACCUGCUAAGAUAUUCUAAACUAGGUUAGGCCAGUAUGAGUGAUGAUGUCCUUGAAGACUAGAAUUCAAGAAGGAUUUAUUUUGUUGUGGGACACAUGUCCCUUCUUCCUCAGUUGAGAGGUGUUUUAAGGAAAUCAGAGAGAUUAAUAUGUGUAUCCUGGAACUUAGAGGGCAUAGGGUCCAGGUGUCUGACUCUUGUGAAACAGCAAGGCCCACCUGCUGCAGGAUUCCACGCCUAAAGCAGCACCCAGCUGGGAAGGCUAGUACUCUAAGUGGCCACGUUGUGUAAAUGAGGACACCAAGGCCAGGUGAAGCUCAAUCACUUGUUCAAAGUCAAACAGCAAAUUUGGCUAUCAGAAACACAUGAAAAAAUGGCACAAGUUUAUUUAAACAGAGAAUUGGAUAAAAUAAAGAGGAAGCCUUUAUUGAAUGACGAGACAAUGAGCUCUGGGAUUAUUGAAAGGGACACUGGACUACCUGCCACAGGCUUCGGAGCUCUCUUUACUAGACACCCACCAGAUCGACAUAAAAUGUAUGCCUUGACAACAUACGCUGAGGAAUAUGCUGCACCGUACGAGUAUGAGCCACUCGAUUAUCCUUGUCAAGAUGAUUAUUCAAUAGUCCACAGAAAAUGCCGUUCUCAGUUCACUGAUCUUGAUGGUUCCAAAAGAUUUGGCAUCAACACUUGGCAUGACGAGAGUGGGAUUUAUGCUAAUUCAUGUGUAAAACGAAAACUCUACCCAUUAACGGGUGGUCCUAUUAUCCCUUUUUAAAAAUAAUCUAUAGAAUCAGAUUCUCUAACUAAUGAAAGGAUAAUGGAAAUAACAGUUGAUUUUUCUAUCCUAAUAAAUGCAAUGGAAAUGUUAAUGUGUUAGGCUCCUUUAAAAACAAAAUCUUAUAUGUUCUAGGCCAGCAUAUUAUAUAUCCUUUUCAUUAGCUGCUCUGGUAUUUUCCAAAGUUUAGUUUGUAUACCACCGAGGGUGUACAACACAAUUCUUGAUGGUGCUUCAUGGAAUUUUCUUUUAUUUAUAGACUAUGUGUUUAUUUCAAAUUUUAUUGGGAAAAAGUGCAUAAAGCUAGGACAAUCUAGCUUCUAAUCGCUGAGGAUAUGGCUAAUGUUUAAAAAAACAGCUACCUUAAGUUCCAUUUUUAAGUGAAUAAAAAUAUAGGUGGUGCUCAGAUUUGACAUGAAACCCAGAUGACUGACGUUUGGCCAAUCCUGGCCCUAUGGCGAUGUUGGGAGGUGGGGUGGGGGAGAUGUGGUGGAGUGGGGGAUGUGCCUAUUUGUAGACAUUGAUUUAUCUGUAGUAGCCAACUGCAGCGUGGAGUGUUUAUUCAGCAUAGUGUUUUUCCUUACUUAUGAUAUUACUUUCUGAGUCUGUAGUAGGAGAGAUGGAGGCAGAAUCCUAGUGAAACAGGGUUUGAUGGGAAAAUCCGUCAUCUGAUGUUAGAUUUAGAAGAAAUCUGAACAGUAGUUUGGACUCACCAUCCACGGUACAGAUGAGCAAACAGAAACCCACAGAGGUUUAAGUAGGUUUUCCUCUUAGACUCCAGGUGAUCUUUGAAGUGUAUUUGACCUUUCAUGACCUUUUAUUUCCUUUU